Messenger RNA from Lactuca saligna, 677 nucleotides. NCBI's taxonomy places the organism in Eukaryota, Viridiplantae, Streptophyta, Magnoliopsida, Asterales, Asteraceae. The record is from the annotation of a GenBank genome assembly.
AUGCUCAACUCGGAAGUCAUUUUGAAGGCUAAGGUCUUAAUACGGGGUCUUCAACAAAGAUUUGAGAAUUUUUUUUAUUUCUACAAAUCAAAGUUUGACAAUACCAACUCUUCUCAAAAUCAAACACAUGGUCAUGAAGAUGUAGUUGUGAUUGAUGAUGAGAAUGACUUCAUGGGUGAUUUAAUAGUUCAAACUGAUUACCCAUCGGCAUCAAUGGAAACAGAGUUGACACGAUACCUAAACGAGCAAUCAGUUAAAUACAAUAAAGAUUUUGAUAUUCUACUUUGGUGGAAACAAAUUGCAUCUCGUUACCCUAUUGUAUCCCGUAUGAUGAAAGAUAUUUUGGGACUGCAAAUCUCUACUGUGGCGUCAGAGACGGCGUUUAGUACAAGCGGACAGAUAUUGGAUCCAUAUAGAACAAAUUUGUCUGCAAAUAUAGUAGAGGCUUUGGUUUGCACUCAAGAUUAGGUAAGAAAAUCAUGAAAGUAAAUUGUGGACAACAUUGAUGAAAUUUUGAAAGACGAUGAGGUCGCGAAAGCUUUAGAAGAUGCGAUAAAGAACGGAGAUGGAAAGGGAAAACAACCAAUUAAUAUUCUUGAAUAGUUAAUUCGUGUUUGAAAAAUGUUAUUUUGGAUAUCGGAUAAAAACUUAAGAUUCAUAUUUUUAUUUGGGUGUUG